AUGUCUAAAACAAAAAGUUAUGAAAAUGGAAUUAAAUCAAUGAUCACUGAAAUUAAGAACUAAAUUCAUCAAUCUUUAAGAUAAAAUAGACUCUAAAUUGUAGAAGUUAAAAAGUUUGAUUUUGAAAUUAAGUCAAAUCUACUUUCUAUUAGAUCUAAUAAUCGAAAAAUUAAUGAAAAUUAAUCAACAUUAAAUAAUUAUUCAAGAGAGAAACAAACAAAAAGGAGAUACACUCUUUAGCCCUUAAGAAAUAAUUUUUCAAGAUCCCCAAAAAUAAUAUAAGAAUCGCUAAGAAAAGACCAAAUAUCAAACAAAGAGAGAUUAAUGAAAAAGAAAAAAAUAGAAAUAAAAGCUUGGACCAUCUCAACUACAAACCCAACAGAUUGA
This is a messenger RNA of Paramecium pentaurelia, 387 nucleotides long. The record is from the annotation of a GenBank genome assembly. NCBI's taxonomy places the organism in Eukaryota, Ciliophora, Oligohymenophorea, Peniculida, Parameciidae.